UUUAAGUCAAAGCCACUCCUGCUUCCUCUCUCCCCUCCCUGCACUGUCUUUACUUCGCAUUCACUUCUGUCUGGACGCAACUCCAGCAGGCAACAUGGAAAAUCAAGUAUUUUUGUCCUUCGCCUUCUACAGCACCCUCCUAAUCCUGAAAAUGUAUACCUUGGCUAUAAUAACAGGGCAGAUCCGGCUACGCAAAAAAGCUUUUGCCAACCCCGAGGAUGCCAUGAGACAUGGAGGUCUUGAAUACUACCGCGAAGAUCCAGACGUUGAGCGCUAUAGAAGAGCUCAUCGCAAUGACAUGGAGAACAUCUAUCCAUUCCUGUUCCUUGGUGCCAUCUACUCCUUGUUGGAUCCCAACCUAAACAUCGCCAGAAUUCAUUUCUUCAUCUUCUUCGUGGGCCGUCUAGUACACACAGUUGCUUAUGUGUUUUCCUUGAAAGCUCCGACACGUUCAUUGGCCUACAGCAUCGCUCAGCUUCCCUGCCUCUCUAUGGCUCUGCAGAUUCUCUACUCUGUUACUUCUUACUGGUAAAUGAGAAUCCAGUAAUGGAAUCCACUAGGACCAUGUGAAAGGUGCCAUUUCCUUGCAGUGGCUGGGAUGCAGCUCAGUACUGCAUCUGCAAAGACUGUGUACUCUAACAAUGUUAACAGUAUUGACUGACAUUUUGUUUCCAUAAUAGUGUUCACGGUUUCUGAAGAAUAUUGUGUAUUGUGCAGAACAAUGAUGAAGUGUUUUUAGAAACUUUUAUUUGUCCUGUUUCUUCAGUGGUAUGUGAGUCCUGUUGUAUUUUUUUUUAAUUGUGUGUCAUAUUGUUGCUAUGCUAAUUAAAUGUUCAUGAUGCUA
Rana temporaria (common frog) is the source of this 844-nucleotide messenger RNA. It is a transcript of the gene PTGES, whose product is annotated as prostaglandin E synthase. Gene Ontology annotation, biological process: prostaglandin biosynthetic process. Lineage: Eukaryota; Metazoa; Chordata; Amphibia; Anura; Ranidae. The record is from RefSeq and is a predicted model, not a curated record. Gene Ontology annotation, molecular function: prostaglandin-E synthase activity. Gene Ontology annotation, cellular component: membrane. The transcript is spliced from 3 exons. Bases 95 to 532 code for a protein of 145 amino acids.